AAACAAGGUUGAACUAAUGUCUAAUCGAUUAGAAUCACUCAACUCAAAGAAACCAGCAGGUUCACCUGCUCCCAAGGGAGGGCUCAAGUUCAAACCAAAGGUAGUCCAAAGAAAAUCCAAAGAAGAAAGAGACAAGGAUGCCCCAAUCAUAAAACAGGAACAACAAGCGAGACAACCUGCGACCAGAGGCAGAGGAUCCACUAGAGGUCGUGGAAGAGGUGGAAGAAACGCAUACGCUGGUACACAUUUAGUCACAUCUGGUCCAUUAUCUGCGGGAUCUGUGUCAAUUGGGAAUGUCAACGGUUCAAAGUCAGGCUUAACCAGCGAUUCCAUUUACAGCACCAGUAUGUCACCAACCCCUGAAUUUUUACAAAACUUGAAGUUGAAAGAUAGACCAAAGUCAGUGACCCCAGGGGCAGAAUCCGAGGAAGACGAAGAAGAUGAUCCAACUAGAAUCAAUAUGACACAACAAUAUAGAUUUGCCGAUGAAGAAACAGUAUUGUUCCCAGUAAGACCAGAUAGAACAGAGGUGGAGAAAGAUACUACUACUAUCACCCUCAAAUCCGAAGAACCAACCCGAGAAAACACUCCCGCCUUUAAUCGAGAAUCUCCCGUCAAGAGUGAGCCUCUAGAAGACAAGAUUGAAAAGAUUAAAGUAUCCAAGGCUAAGCUUCAAGAAAGAAUCAAUCAAACAGAUGAUCCAACAGCAUACGAAGAAAAUAAGUUACUUGCAGACCAUCAACAAAUAUUAGACCUUCUUACUCAUAAAUUUGACGAAUUAAGUACUGAUGAAGUACCAGAUGACAAAUUCAUAUUGUUCCAACUUCCAAACCAUUUACCAGAGUAUAUAGACAAACAACAAGAUGAAUCAAGUGAAGUAAAACAAGAACAAGAACAAGAACCUUCACAAUUAGCAGUGAACAAGACCAACUUACGUGGUCGUAUUGGAAACAUCAACAUUCACCAGUCAGGAAAAAUAUCAAUAGAUUUAGGAAAUGGCAACAAAUUAACUGUCGCUAAAGGUGCACCAACCAAUUUCUUACAAGAACUUGCAUGUAUUGAGUAUGACAGCUCAGUGGCUGAAAACGAAGACGUGGAAAUGUUGGAUGAACAAGGAAGAAAAGUUAUGGGUAAAGUUAUCCGUUUAGGUACUGUAGAUGAAAAGGUUAUAGCUACCCCGUAUAUAAAGUAGUAUGAAUAACAUAGAAAAAAA
Molecule: messenger RNA, 1213 nt
Organism: Spathaspora passalidarum NRRL Y-27907
Lineage: Eukaryota; Fungi; Ascomycota; Pichiomycetes; Serinales; Debaryomycetaceae
Gene: RPC53
Product: DNA-directed RNA polymerase III subunit
Exons: 1
Coding region: 17-1192 (391 amino acids)
Biological process (GO): transcription by RNA polymerase III
Cellular component (GO): RNA polymerase III complex
Molecular function (GO): DNA binding
Source: RefSeq, a predicted model, not a curated record